AUGUCAUCCCACUACAACACCGAGCCACCUCCAACGGCCUCUGCCACUCUCCAGACAACAGUCGGGCCCAUCCACAUUUCCCUUUUUGCCAAACAGACUCCGCUCGCCUGCAAAAAUUUCCUCCAACACUGUCUAGAUGGAUACUACACAAACACCACCUUCCACCGUGUGGUGCCCAAUUUCGUCGUUCAAGCCGGCGAUCCCACGGGCACAGGUUCCGGCGGCUCAUCGAUCUAUGAAGAUGCGGAAUUCGAGCGCGACCCUCGCGAUCCAAGCCAGAAGAUUGUGUUCGGUGAUGAAAUUCAUAGUCGCUUGAAGUUUAACAGGCGUGGCCUUGUCGGGAUGGCUAAGGGUGAAGAUGGGAGGUACGGGAGUCAAUUUUUUAUCACACUAGCACCGGCAGAAAGGGAGUUGACGGGCACAUGCACCUUGUUUGGGAGGCUGGAGGGCGAGAGUAUAUAUAACAUCGUGAAGAUCGCGGAGGCAGAGUUGGUGGAGGGCACAGAGAGACCUGUUUAUUCAGUGAAAAUUACAGGAUGCGAAGUUGAUGACCUUGGUCCGUUUGAUGGGCAACUGCGAAAGAGAGAGAAGAUUGCUAUUGCGGAGAAAGAACCCGAGGUUAGAAAGGAGAGCUCUAAGAAAAAGAAGAAGCAAGUGAAGACGCUGUUGAGUUUUGGCGCUGGUGAAGAAGAGGAUGAGGAAUCUUUGCCUAUUUCCAAGCCCAAGAAACCAAAAUUCAACACAAGUCUUGUCAUGGAUAUGUUACCUGCAGACGAAAAGAGACGAGGAUCCUUGCCAGAACGAAGUUCACAAUCAGCAACUCAAACAUCAGGGUCAGUUGAACAACAUUCAAAUUCGAGACUAUCCGGCAAGCAAUUCCGAUCCCCUCUGCGAUCCCAUUCUCCACAAACCAGCCGCAGACUAUCACGAGACCCCAACACGCAACUUCCUCUCCCAGACCCAGAAAGCCCUCGUUCUCCGUCCCCUUCGCCAGACCAGUCUCCCCAGCGUUCAAGAGCGUCCAAACUAAAUGCAGAAAUCGAGUCUCUCAAAGCAUCAAUGCGACGAACCACCGGACCUGCCUCCAGCGAGCCCACAAGGAUAAAAUCGGCCCUGGAGUCACUCAUUCCCAAAAAUUCCAUACGGGGACGCAAGCGUCCCGCUCCCGGCUCCGCCAACGGAGCAGACACAAACGGCAGAUCAGAGGAAGCAGAUACCUUAAAACGCCUCAAUGCCUUUAAAGCAAAACUCGAAAAGGCCGACGAAGAGGCGACCAAAAAGAAGCCACAAAUAUCCAAAUCAAGCACCACCACCACCACCACCACCAUCACCAACGACGAACCGACCAGACAACCCCAGACAUCCAGGAGGGAGCUAGGAGAUGCAGAAGACGAAGAAGCUCAAAUCUGCGAUCUCCAUUUCAUUGCAAACUGCCAAUCCUGUCGCGCCUGGGACCUUCGAGAUUCUGGAACGGGACUCGGUGCAGAUCAUGAGGAUGACAAUGCGAUGGACUGGAUGACGCAUGAGCUCAAGUUUGCGAAGGACAGGCUGGGCAAGGACCAGACGUGGAAAGAGUCAAACCGUGACGUGGAUGAUCUGGUGGUCAUUGAUCCAAGGCAGAAAGAGAAGGAGAUUAGGGGUGGGAGGAAGCAGGAGUCUGGGCGGGAUAGGGAACGGGCUAGAGAGCUGGAGAGGGAGAGGAAGAUGGAGUGGGCUCGAAAGCAGGGACAUUCGCGGUGAUGUACGUCGGUAUUCAUUUUCAUUUCUCGCUUUCUGUCUCGUAUAUAGCGCGGGCAUAUGUGAUUGUCGCAUGUGCUGUACAGUACUUGCUACACACAUAUGUAGCUCUUUCGAAAAGUGAUUCCCCUGGGACGGAGAUACGUUCAGUGUCAUC
Messenger RNA from Coccidioides posadasii C735 delta SOWgp, 1894 nucleotides. RefSeq names its product Peptidyl-prolyl isomerase cwc27 (gene CWC27). Gene Ontology annotation, biological process: protein folding; protein peptidyl-prolyl isomerization. Lineage: Eukaryota; Fungi; Ascomycota; Eurotiomycetes; Onygenales; Onygenaceae. The record is from RefSeq and is a predicted model, not a curated record. Gene Ontology annotation, cellular component: catalytic step 2 spliceosome. Gene Ontology annotation, molecular function: peptidyl-prolyl cis-trans isomerase activity.